AUGGCAGAAACUUAUAUGAAAUUUGUGACUCCAUGUCAAUCUUUCAUAGAUACUUCCUUCUUUCAAGAGCUGGCAAGACUCAAAUUAGAUGUUUUGAAGUUAGAUUCAUCGACUAAGGAGCUUACUAGUUACAUCGACACUAGACAGAUUCCGAAGGGAUCUGCUUGUGCGCAUUUAUUUUUGAGUGAUCAAAGCUUUGACAGCACAAUCUACAACGAGGUAGGAGUUCCCAUACGAGGCUUUUUGUACAAUUACAACACUAUUGGGCAAUUCAAGGAAAUAGAUAAAACAGCUUUUCUUCACCAGCGGGCCCUGGAGGCGUUUCAAAGAGGCAGAGAAAACCCGAACAGCUGCGUGGAGUUUUCCGUUAUUAGUUUUGCCGAUCUAAAGACUUACAAGUUCUUCUACUGGGUAUGUGUCCCUUGUUUCCAAACCGAAUCGCUGCACCUUACAAAUCUGGCCAGUGGGCCGCUACAAAACUGGAACAAGUUUAAUGACUGGUUUGAAAACCACCCGGGAAUUUGGUCUUGUCUGAGCAACGAUUCUGGUGAGCUUCUAGAAUUUUCAAGGGAUCACACGGCCAAUUGUACAUCGCUUGUAAUCAGGGACACAAGCAAGAUUGAGAUGGUACCUUCUGCCUUUACUAAAAACUUUGUCUCUCUUCUUAAAGACUUCAGACCAGAACUGGAAAAAGUACGAUUGGUAUUGGCAAGAGCGGAGGAGAAAUCGAGUUUCUGGAUAGAUGUUAAACUAGCCUCCAAAAUGGGCUCUCUUUCCUCCUCCCUGAAAGUUACCGGUUGGGAAAGAAAUUCUCAGAACAAGUUGACACCAAGAGCUACGGAUCUGAGCUCGCUAAUAGAUCCUUUGCAAAUCGCAGAUCAAUCUUUGGAUCUUAACCUAAAGCUUAUGAAAUGGCGUGUAGCACCCGAAAUCGAUCUAGACGUUAUUAAAAAGACCAAAGUUUUAUUGCUGGGGGCCGGAACCCUUGGGUGUUACGUUGCGCGCGUGUUAUUAGCAUGGGGGGUUAGAGAGAUUACGUUUGUGGAUAAUGGCACCGUCUCAUAUUCCAAUCCCGUACGCCAACCACUGUUCACAUUUGAAAGUUGUGGUAAGCCGAAGGCAGCUGCAGCAGCGGAGUCUUUGCGCCAAGUUUUUCCCCUCGUUCACGCAAGAGGAGUAGAGUUGCGGGUUCCCAUGAUAGGACAUCCAGUUACCAUUGAAGAGAAAGAGCACCAGGAUUUUGAGACUCUUGUGGAACUUGUGCGAACCCACGAUGUCGUGUUUUUGUUGAUGGACUCCCGGGAGACUAGGUGGCUUCCAACUGUGCUAGGGUGUGCCGAAAACAAAGUCGUAAUCAACGCUGCACUUGGUUUCGAUAGCUAUUUGGUUAUGAGACACGGAAUGUACAACACACUUGACGAAUAUCGUUUAGGCUGCUAUUUCUGCCAAGAUGUUGUCGCGCCCAGCGACAGCCUCACAGAUCGUACCCUCGAUCAGAUGUGUACUGUGACCAGACCUGGAGUCGCACUCAUGGCAGCUUCGCAGAGUGUAGAACUCUUGAUAUCUGUGCUGCAGCACCCGGACCGCAACACGAAUGAUGCUUCUGCCCAGACCUUUCUCGGCGACCUUCCACAUCAAAUUCGCGGUUUUCUCAACGAGUUCAAAACACUCCAAUUAAGAAGUCCGUCUUUCGAACAUUGUUCAGCUUGCAGCUCAUCAGUGGUGGAGCAAUUCAAAUCAAAAGGAUGGGAGUUCGUUGUUAACGCUCUGAACAAUUACAAAUAUAUAGAAGAUUUGUGUGGUCUCACUGAUGUGCAAGCCCAGGCAGAGCAAGCUAUAAGCGAAGUGUUUGACGAAUGGGAAGAGGAAUUGGAUGAUGCUGUCCUCUUAUGA
This is a messenger RNA of Lachancea nothofagi CBS 11611, 1893 nucleotides long. The record is from the annotation of a GenBank genome assembly. NCBI's taxonomy places the organism in Eukaryota, Fungi, Ascomycota, Saccharomycetes, Saccharomycetales, Saccharomycetaceae.